UUUUGCUACUGAUAACCACUGUACUGGUCUUUCGGUUAAACCGAAUGAAAAACGGAGUCCUGCGCUGCUUUACACCGUUACAGCUUUCGUGACUCUCAGGUCAAAACGGCGUUCAUUUGAACGUAGCUUGUAAGCUUAAAUGUCGUGUCAGUAACCGUCGUACCAAACGUUAAAAAUACUGUAACUCGAAGUUUAAAUCCAAAACAUUUAACAAACUGGCGACAUGGCUUCGAAGAGUACAGGGAAAUUCUUCACACAGGUGACUGUUUCGGGAUCCAGUGUACCACUUUCGCCGCAACUACAGAAUAAACGUUUAAACAGAAUUCCGGAUGGACGACAACUACAGCGAACUCCGCCAUCGAAGAAUGCGAACACACCGAUAAGUCAUAAAUCAGAGCAGCCAAGUAACACAGCGGCGAAAGUUUUAAUCAGGACCGACGCAGAGCCAGGUCCAGUCGGCAACAUCUCCCGUGGGUCAGUUGAAGCGCCUUGUCCCUCCGUGAAGGAGGAGAGGAAGUCAUUCCUCAGGUCCAGUACUACACCGAUGUCAGCCAAGAUGGGGGACGCAGACGCUGAGGUCUUCAUCCAAGGAAUGCAGGGCUAUCAGUGGACGGAAUCGGAUCUGGAGUUUGUCCACCAGGCCAGGCAGCGGCAACGAGUUCAGCAGCUGCAGCAUGAGCUGGGUGAGGUUCAGAAGACUCUGAAGGAUGAGACUCAGAGGCUGGAGCUAGCUAAGGCUUCCCGAGACAAGCUCCAGAGAGAGCUCUCUGAGACUCCGUCCUGUAAGCUGCUGUUUCAGCUCUGUCAAGAUCUCCUCUCGCAAUCCCAGCCAGCCCCUGAGCUGCACGCGCCAGGGGACGGAGCGCCAGGGGACGGAGCGCCAAGCCGCAGUGUGCUGGAGGACAGGAAGCUACUGUCACAGCUGCAGUUGGCCGACGUGCAGCAGGCCGUCUACCGUGAGGUCGCGGAGGUCGCACGUCUCCAGCGAGAGCUGGCCAAAGCCCAGGAGCUAAGAGCAAAGGAGGAGCAGGCCAUGAAGGAGAUGGAUAACUGCCAAAGGAGAAUUACCACCGUCAAGGAAAACAUAAAGGCCCUGAAACUUGCACUGACAGAGUUAAAGUCCCAGCUGUCUGAGAAGGAGAAAGCCUCUAAAGCAGUUCCACUACAGGAGAAAGCCUGCAGGGCCCAUAGAACAGUUAAAGCCCAAGCAACAUCUGAUGGCCCAAAAGCCCAAAAGGAAAAGAAACCAAAGGAGAAAACACAGAAGGAAAUGAAGAUAUGUCCAGAUGGUAUGAAGGAAGCUAAAAAGCAAAAUCUACAACCUGCAGAGACGGAGGUCAUUGCUCGCUCUCUCAUUUUUACAGAGGCCUUGCCGGCAGCACGAGGACUGGAAAAAGCCCCAAAGGCGCCCAAAAUGUCUAAAUCCCCUGCUGUUGCCGCUAUCCUUAAGGCCCCAAAGGAAAAGGCCCUGAAGGACGAAGCCUCAAAGGAGAAAAUCCCAAAGGACAUUACCCCCAUCAAGGAAUCCCCAACAGUGCCUCGAGGAUCAGGAAAUUCCCACACAGCAGCCAAACCCUUGAAAGCUCUGCUCUCCCCAAAGGCCUCAGAGGGGGAUGCAAGACCCCUUCGGCGGUCAAAAAGGAUCGCCAUGCAGAACCAGAGCCUGUGUGCUGCGGAGCCUCAGAAAACGGCCUGCUCCCGGCGGAGAUGAGCACCAAAGUACAGAAUACCACCGUCACCUCUUCGCAUAGGCUGGAGGUGUGUUCCUGUGCUGGUUACACACACUCAAGCUGUGCCAGAAUAAACAUGGUAUGCCAAGAGACUGAAGAGACAGCUUCUGCUGUUCAUGAGGGACUGAAGACUGUCCACUGAGAGACUGAAGACAGCCCCUCCUGCUAUUUGCACUCAGCGAAAGACCUAAAACCGCGUGUGAGGGUGAAUCAUAAACUUCUAUAUGCGCUCCAGUAUAGUUAUUUUUAUUUAGUUAUAUAUACUUUUUUUUUUUUUGGUGUUGUUUGUUUUUGUUUGUUUGGGUUUUUUUUGUAACUUGUCAUACUUUUUUUUUUUUUUUUUGUCCUCAAAGAUAUGAUUGUGUUUGGCCUGCGUUGGUUUUAUGACAUAUUUUGUAAAAAGUGUGCUAUAAGAAUUGCAUAGAAAUAAAUGACUAUCCCUUAA
Molecule: messenger RNA, 2175 nt
Organism: Electrophorus electricus (electric eel)
Lineage: Eukaryota; Metazoa; Chordata; Actinopteri; Gymnotiformes; Gymnotidae
Source: RefSeq, a predicted model, not a curated record